CCCAUCCAAAUAUAAAGAGGCACCAGAACGACUGUGCCCUUGUUUUGCCUAUAAGCAUCGUACCACAAAAGUUAUCAAGGAGCCAGAGAGAAAAUCAAACAGAAAUUGGUUGUUGGAACAUUUAUCUCUGUGCAAGCCAAAAAAGUUCUCCAUUCCCAGAAAAAAAAAAAUGAAGUAUCUUCUUCUUUUCACUGCUACAGUGAUCGCUACAGCAAAUGCCCUUAACUGCCAAUGUUCUACGUGUACCGGAGGAACUUGUACAGUCGAAACGGGGCAAUGUUAUUCAAUCGAGAGGGAAAUCGCUACCGAAAAGGACAAGCCAGUUAAAGUAACAAUUAGAGGCUGCCAGGACGACAAAGUGGAUCCAGAUAUCUGCAAACAGGGAUUUAUCCUCAUGUCCUCUGAGAAGGAUUUUUAUCUGAUGAGCAAUAUUACAUGCUGUGAUAAAGAUUUGUGCAAUAAAGAUCUCAAUGCAACACUUGACAGGAUUUUUCCCACGAGUGAUCUGGUUUGCCCAUCAUGCUUUGCUCUCGAUAAGAAUUUAUGCGAUGGCAAAUCAAUGAACUGCAACGAUCUCCAGAAGAAAUGCUUCAACAUCAGCGGGACAGUCAACAAAAAAGGUUCUACUGUAGUUCAAGAUUUCAAUGCCAGGGGAUGCGCUGUUGAAAACACCAUCUUCAAAAAAGGUAUCGUCCUAGCCUCUGAAAACGCAACGUAUGAACUUGAAAAUGUCCAACUUGGGGAAGCCGAAUCCAAAAGUGGUGGCAGUCAGAUUUCCAGUUGCCUAUCUUUUGCUAUCUUUCUGCCGAGUGUCCUUUGGUUCCUACUGGACAUCUCCCUAUAUUAAACCCCAACCUACCAGUGUCCUCUCUACUCAAAUGGGGAAAAUCUCCAAUGGAAUUCUACCAAAGAAGGCAUAAAUCCAAGAAG
Pantherophis guttatus is the source of this 930-nucleotide messenger RNA. The record is from RefSeq and is a predicted model, not a curated record. Lineage: Eukaryota; Metazoa; Chordata; Lepidosauria; Squamata; Colubridae.